Molecule: messenger RNA, 17023 nt
Organism: Brassica rapa (field mustard)
Lineage: Eukaryota; Viridiplantae; Streptophyta; Magnoliopsida; Brassicales; Brassicaceae
Product: heat stress transcription factor B-4
Biological process (GO): regulation of transcription by RNA polymerase II
Cellular component (GO): nucleus
Molecular function (GO): RNA polymerase II cis-regulatory region sequence-specific DNA binding; DNA-binding transcription factor activity
Source: RefSeq, a predicted model, not a curated record
GGAAAUACGAUCUCUGAGGAUUUUCGGGUGGUAAUUCCGUCGUAACCGUUUUUGACCCCAACAUUUAACACCAAUCUAAUUCGACUAAGUACUAUACUAGCUAGACUAAGUACUAUCAAUCCGAGUAAGUACUAACUAAGAACCCAUUAAAGCCAAUCAAAUCAGAGCAGAUAGGAAGGUAGAAAGUAAAUAAUUAACAUUUCACACCAAUUCAUUAAAUGAGUUUUAGCUUUUAUUUCAGAUAGGAAGGUAGAAAGCAAAAGUAGAUUACUAUUUGUUUUUAAAAAAAUGCAAAGAACAAAGACUAUGAGGUACCUUAUUACAGAAACUCGCGAGGUACGCCACGCUCAUUUGAACCCUUUGCAACUAUUCCUGAAAAACAUGAGAUAAAACAGUCAAAUGUGUUAUCCAAAUUCCAUUAACUACAACGAAAAAGCAUAAGGACAGAUACUAACCACGCAGAAUCAAUAUGACCAAACCUAUUAAAACUAAUAGACACACCAUUAGCUUAGCUCUUGAUUUCUUCUUUGAUAGCUCAUAUACUGUCUUCUCAAGAUUAAGCAGCUUCUGCUCACUCUCAUCACCUUCCUCCUUGAGCUGCCUAAGUUGUGUCUGAAAGUCCCUCAUCUCCUCCAUGACUGCCACGUCCCACCAUUUCCAAACGUGGCAGUUUCCAUCGUCAACAUUGUGGCACGUAAAGUACCUUCUGUAUGGAUCUUUAGGAGUGUAAGAGCAUCCGAGAACAGGCUCAGCACCACAGUAGCUUGCCGGGAUUCCAUCAUCAGCCUCUGGUUGAAGUUGGUACUGAACCGGCUCUGCAUUGCAGUCGCUACUGUCAGCUUCAUCGGCGUACAUCUCAGCUUCUGCUUGAAGAAGGGAGGUUAUGUCUAGAGAGUCUGAUGAUGAAGAUGGCUGGCUGUAGCUGUAAUCUUGUCCGAUUUUCGUUAACCUGAAAGAAAUGAUGUAAGAACAUUGUUAAACAACAAUAAUCAUCACGAAACCAACGAAAGCAACGAGUUAGAAAACAUAAAGAGAAGAGUACAUCUUAGAGCAACGAAAUCAUCGAGCAAGAAAGCAAAUAACAUAUCGAUUGAACAAAAAUGACAAUCAAUGGGUUUUGAAACCGUAUAAGAAAAAAAAAUAAGAUCCGCUUCCGAUUGAAACCAAAAUAGUUUCGAAACCCCAUCUACAAACACAAAGAAUCCCCAAAUCGAAUUAUACCCAAAUCGUUUUGAAACCCUAAUUUCAGAAGUAAACCCAAAUCGAUUGAAACCCCAUAGCCCAACCCUUAAUUGAGAGGAAACAAGAUGAAAACUGAUCCAAAUCGAGAAAUCUACAAGUUUAGGCUUCGAUUCUCCUUGCUAAAGCCAACAGAGAGAAAUCACCGAGAUGUCGCCUUUCCCUCGAGAGCUCUUUUUUUUCCGGCUUCGGUCGAGACUGAAGAUUUUUUUUUGACCCAACACAAACACAAACCGACCACGACCCACUCACACACUGCCACGUACACAAGGAUCAAGUCCUUAAAAUCCUUCGCGACGGACCAAUCCUUAGAUUAAUUAGGAUAAUUAAUAUUAUUAUAUCAGAACUAACCUAAGAAUUAGCGCUAAGGAUUCGUUAUUAUCCCCCAUUGCGGGUGCUCUUAUUACUUCCCUUCUUUUCAUCACCACAUAAUUGUUGGACUCAAUAAACAAAAAACCGGCAGCCCAAGCCCAUUAGCGUUUGACUUCGACCAAACCCGAUUUAGACGAGUUACAUAUAGCGGAGGUUAGCAGUUCAGCCUAGGAGAGGCCCGGUCGAGAACACCCCAUUAACAAGAGGAAGACAAGGUCAACACGAUGAGGGCGAAAUCCCGAUCAUAUAAGAAGGGAGGGAACCAAAGUAGAGAAGACACAUAAAACCCUAGCGAUUUACCUCAAACAUAUUGACCUCAAUCUCAAGCUCUCUUAUUCUGCUUUUCAGACUUUGUAUUUGAUCUUAGUUUUUCUUAAAUUAUAUUUUCGAUUUCAUCUCACCAUUAUAUUUGCCAAACUUUAUCAAUAAAAGUCCAUUUUAGUCAACCGGAAUCUGAUUAGAUCGUUGCCCGCGUUAUUUCUUUCUAAAUCUUUACAAACAAUCAAUAUCAAAUACUUAGUGUGAGUUUUAGGAUCCACAUUUUGGCGCCUCUGCAGGACAAGAGAAACGAAAAACAUCCUUGCUAAGAACCCGAUUUAAGGUUCCUAAGCACGAUCAUGGAUCCCACUCAAAUCCCAUUCAGUUCCGUCAAACCGGGAGUAACUAACUUCUGUUUCUCUAAACCAGAACCGAGAAACCGAACAUCGAUGGGGGCCCAACUAUACAUGCCUUCCCGCUAAAAUACGAAGCGAUGGCCGAGCCAAAACAGAACAAUCUGUUAGAAAACGACUCACCAUUUCCGACGAUAACCAAUCCAAAAGGAUUAGAUUGUUUUACAUGAACAUGAAACGAUUAAAAUCGAUAAACCUCACGACGAUGUCCUAGUCGUUGAAUUGGACUUAGGAGGGACCACCUUCUCGAAGAUUCUAAUCAACGAGCGCAAGUAACAUCCUUUCACUGGAAGCCUUCAAAACAAUCUGCUAUCCUGAGCUCAUAAUGACUCACGGAACAACGCCGGCAGAGUAAUGGUACAACUGUUAGGAAUCGCGUCGCUGAUCGUCAAAACCUGCGACCUCCAACUCAAGGCCGAGUUUGCAGUAACGAAGCAUUUCAUCCCCUUCGACGCUAUAUUAGACCGACCUUGGCUACAUGAUAUACCUUGGAUUUUACUCACUUUUACCCAUAAUUUAUAUGUGUUUAUAGAGUAUUAUAUAUGCAUUUUGGAGUCUUUUAGAGUAAUUACAGGUUCAUGUACCUAUUGGAGUAAAGUGAUGAUUUUGGGACAAUUUGGAGCUUUUAUGAAAGCAUUGCUGAAAACAUCAAAGCGGAGUCGAUUAAAGAAAACAUCGAUCGAUGGAUCAAUAUCAAUGUCGAUCGACGGCAAGCCAUCCGCGAAACCAACUUAAGGAAAUUACGAGUUUUACUCAGAAGUUCCAUGAUUUGUUGCACCAUAAAUCCUUGGCCGCCUGUUAGGCUAAUUAUUAGGGUUUCUUAUGUUUUACCUAGACACAAACUUUUAGAGAGAGAUAUUUUUGGAGGCAGAAAUUUUUACAUGAGGAAGAAAGCUUAGGAUUGGAGAGAGGGAUCUGAACUUCAUAAACAUAAAAGAUCUUAAACUCCCUUGUCCUAUUACUCUAUUCUGUUUGCUUUUCAUAUUUAAAUUAUUGAGUAUUAUUCAGACCAUCAUAAUGUUUCUUAUGAAUAUGUCUGAGUAGUCUUACUGUUAGAUUUAGGGUUCUUCAAAGGUUGAUAUAUGUAUUGCUAAAAUGAAUAAUAAUUAGAAAAGUAAAUAGUUGUUCAUCUAAUUGUUUUUAGUGCUAAUUCUAGGCUUGAUCAACCUGAACUUAGAUCUUAGGAUUAAUUGGCGCAAGCGGAAGCUUGGAUAAUUACAUGAAACUAAACUAGUAUGAUCUAAUUAAGUAGAUACACACGGAAGUUUGUCUAUGAGACUAGAUAACCUAUCAAACCCACUCGUAAAGCCUGCUAGAAUAAACAUCGAUCGACGUAACAGUUGCUAUAUCGAUUGACGUUUUAAAAGGUGUAUUGAUCGACAUUCAAAUAGAACAUUGAUCGACACUUUUUCAUGAUUAACAAACGAGAGUUGAAAUCUGAGAUCUAGACAAUAGAUAAUCUAAAUAAAAAAAAGUUGAUAGAUUAUAAUUUAAGUUUGAGUUCAAGAACAAUUAACAUUUAUAAACUCCUAAUAAUUCACAGAAAGCAUAACUUGUCAUAUCUGAGAAACCACCUGAAUCUAGCUAUUCAUCUUUAAUUGCUUAAAACCUAAAACCAAUCAUCUGAACAACUGCAUUAUUCACCAAACCUGUCUUGUUCACCAAACCACCUGAAUAUAGCUAUUCAUCUUUAAUAUACCAUAUUGUCCAGGAAUAAGGAUCUCUGUCUAAUCAUGGCUCAACAAUGAUGUUCUUUCUCCAGAAGAGAUAAUUCAUAUUAGCGCAAAUACUUGGUACUGAAAAGAUAUCUGCCUCCUAAACAUACAAACAUAGAACCAUAUAUGCCUUAAGAUUUAUCUAAAAACAAAACUUAAAACUGAGCUACUGCGUAUUAGUCGGUAUCAAUCUCUGAAAAUAGUUUGGAGGUCAGCUCCGACAUCCCCCAAUAAAAAAAAUCAUGAAUAUAAUUAUACCAAACACACGACCUGACGGUCUUACUAUAUCUGACGUGUAGAUGGCAGGCCAACAAGCAACCUAAAUAUAAAUCUGAAUGCAGUUUGGUACCAACAACUAGAGCUAUAUUGAUGACCUAUUUGACGUUUUCGGUUGAUACAUAAUUUAAGUGUAUUUUUCAAAUUGGAAAAUAUUUUUUCAAUAAGCCAAUGAUUCUUUUUUCGUCAGCAAUAUAAAUAGAUUUUUAAGACUCUGCAAACUAAACUGAUAAAUAUGUGUGCACCUGGAUGACGAAAGACCAUGAUUCAAAUGCAUGAAAUAUAUUUGAUAUAUUUAUCUUGUAAUAAUUUGUAACUAAAGAAUAAAUUUGAUUCAUAUGUCUUUCUUAUGAAAUUUCUUAUUACAAAACAUAUUUAGUAAUAGUACUGAGUUGUUAGAGAACAUAUUUAAGCAAAAGCAUGGAAACUCGUGUCAUUGAAUAAGUUCUUGAAUAAGACAAAAGAAGGAAGCAAGUAGAAGAGACACGAGAGAGAACCUUGUAGGGGUACCCACCUUGUCGUACAUACCACAUGAUUUUAAGUCUUCCGAAAUGUUAAGAUUGUAUAUUAUUUACAUUAUUAAUUUGUAUUUGGGGACAAAAUAUAAAGAGAUAUAAUCAAACAAAAGAGGUUUCGGUCAAAAAAAAAAACAAAUGAAAACAUCUUGCGGAAAUAUAUAAAAUAUGUGUUUAAUUAAAAAAGAACUUUUGGGUGCAGAUGUUUCCUUUUAUCCUUAUUCGCUUUGUGAACUUUUGGAGAUUCACGUGUCUCGGGUUAUAAAUUAGACUCAUAGUUUCACGCCAUUCGAUUUGUAUUUUUCUCUUUGUUUUACCCUUCACGUUCUAAUUUUGAAAACAGGAAUGUGAAUUAUUAUCUUAUACAUUAGAUUUUAGAAGAAGCAGAGAAGUCAUGUGAUGAAAGAAGCCAUUCGUGGUUUCAAACUUUAGUUCACUUUCGAGAUUAGAAUAGAAUCUUCUAGCUCUCCAAACACCAUAGGGGCAUGUAAUGCACUGAUACGCGCGCGCGCGCGCACACACACAUGACGUAUUAUAUAUGAGACCACUAUCGCCAAAAGGUGGUGCGUAUGCAAUAAUCAAGAGUCCAACAAAAAUUCAAGUUAUAUGAUUGUAUCAAGUCAAAUUCAUGCAUGAAAAAACAUUUUCAUAGGAUUAACAAAGGAAAAUGAACAAGAAAGGAAAGAUAGUCUGCGCUUGUCUUGAUUUUCUAAUUAUUAUUUUAUAUAGUAUCAGCACGAACAUAUUCAACUCGUCCAAUACUUUUAAAAAAAAAAAACUCGCCCAAUACUUAACUCAACUGUCACAGUCACUAUUGAUAUGGAUGUUUUUAUUUACUUUUAGUGACACUAGACGAUUCCCUUUUGUCUAUUUGAUCUUCGUUUCCACAUUCCACAAUCUUUUUUUUUUCCUUAAAUUAUAUCUUUUUGUAAUCAUCGCGUUUUUAUGAUAUAUUUUUCUUGUAAUCAUCGCGUUUUAUGAUAUUUGUUGUUGAGUAAUCUAAUCUAUUAAUUUAAAUUCUUAUUUUUAUCUACUACAAGGAUAAGACAUGCGCCUUGCACAAUAUGAGUUUAUUUACAUAUAUUAUCGAUAAUUUUUUUUUUAUAUUUGAUCAUUUUAUUUAUACAUAUACAAUAUUUUUUGUUGUUAUUAUAUAAUUUUUUUUUGAUAGACUGGAUCAAUUUUUGUUAAAAAUUAUGGAACUAAACUAUAAUUAAUAUAUCAUGAAUUGAUCGGAUUGGACAUUAAGCAAAUUAUGACACAAAAAUCUUAUUCUUUUUUCCUCCGAAAACAUUCUUAUGAACAAAGUGAACAGUAUUGUUUCCAUAGUUGAAUUAUUUUAACUUUUAUCUUCCAUAUGGUUUUGAAAGGUUUCAGAUCAACCAUUGAAUUGAUACAUGUCAUUUUAAUGAUUUUAGUCGUAUGCUUAAGUAAUAUUUACAUUUUUGUAAUUUAAAGUUAUUUUAAAAAUUCAAAAUAUAACAUUAAGAAAAAUAUAAGAAAAAUAUAACAUAUAAGGUUUCCUCCGUUUUGUAAUUUAAAGUCGUUUUAAAAUUUUUAUAACGUAUAAGGUUUUCUCAUUUUUGCAAUUUAAAGUCAUUUAAAAAAUUUAAAAUAUAAAAAUCUAUUUUUAUUAUUAUAUGGUUAAUGUGAUUGUUUAAUUUCUUUAAUAAUAUAAAAUUAAACAAAAAUAAAGAAAGAUGCAAAAAUUAUCAAAUCUUUCUUAUUCAUAGUCAUUAAUUGUCAUAUAUAUGUUAAUCAUAUUAGAUAAUUUCGUAGCUUUUAAUUAAGGAAAUAAUACAUAUUUCUUAUAUUUUGCGUUAAUAUAAUAUUCUCUAGUAAUUAAUUUGGACCAAUAUUUUUUCAAUUUAUUCUUAAGCUGCCACGUAAGAUAAACUGACAUCCUAGUUGAGUAACAUCUAAGCAAGGUCUCUUUUUAAUUAGUACAAAAUUAAGGUUAUAAUUUUUUAAAUAAUCUUCGAUUAAUAUAUAGGGGAUUAACAAGUCAUAGUGGGACCACUUAAAAAGUACUCCCUUCGUUUCAAAAUAGGUGAUGUUUAAGGAAAGUUUUAUAGUUUUCUAAUAACAUAUUAUAUGAACUAAAAAGUUAUUAUAUACUAUUAUAUAUUUGUGUAUAAACAUUUUUAAACAAUAUAUUGUUGAGAGUUUCAAAAAAAAAAGAUAACAUAUAGUUGUAGUAUAAAAGCUUAACUAUGUUAGUAAAUUUAUUUUUGUAUAAAAAGUUAAUUAUUUUACCAAUUUUAAAUCAUUUUAACGAUAAGUGAUAAUUUAUUUAAAAGAAAUAAUUUAAAAAAAAAAAUUUGGUAAUUUACUUAUUUAAUAUAAUUUUGUUCUAUUUAAUUCAUAAAUCACUUCUCAGGCUGUUAGGGGCGAGGAAUGUUCGGGCUAGUUUUUCUCCUUUUCAUUCGGAGAUGGAAUCACUACUCUUGACAAUGGAAUGCAUGAGAAAAUUACGUCACUUUUAGAUCACGUUUGCAACAUAUUGCUCUCAAUUAAUGAAGAUGGUUUCGGAACCAGAAAAAUGGACAGCUUUUGCAAAUUAUUUGGAAGAUAUUAAGGUUAUGAAAGAAAGUUUCCUCCAAUCAGAGAUUAUCUAUGUAUCAAAGACGCAAAAUACAAAGGCGGAUAGCCUAGCACGCAGUGUCAAAAAACAACCAUUUUUCGUAGUUCACAUGGCUCAAGAUCUUCCGAUUUGGUUUACAUAGUCAGUACGAGUUUGUAUAAGUAGAUGACAAAAAAAAUCAUAAAUCACUUUUAUUUUAUAUAAUACAGAAUAUAAUUAAAAAAAUUAUAAAAAUAUAGUAUAUAUUUUUUAUUUUCUUGUUUUAAAAUAAAAUUCUAAUUAGCACUAAUUUAUAAUAAUAUUAGAUUACCAAUAAUGAAAUUAAUUAACGUGUUAUUUUAUAAAAAAUACUUAAAUCUUUAGUAACAUUCUGUUAGAUUUUUUCUGAACAGAAAUUAUUACAAUUAAAGAAAUUAAAUUUAUAGCUGAUUUAAUAUUAAUGUAAAUAAUCAAAUAUGUCAUAUUAACUAAUUCCUUAAGUGAUGCUACUAUGACUUGUUAAUAGUAGAUAAAAACAUGACAAUAAAUUAAUAGAUUAAAAUUAUAGAGUUGUACAAUAUAUAACACUAAAAUAAAAAUUAUAUAUAUUUAAAAAAUUUAUAAUAAUAUCAAAUUUAUUUAUAAAAUAAAAAAAUAUAUGCACAGACGUGCGGAUCAAAAUCUAGUUAUCUCUUAAAAUCGUAUCGUUCGAUAUCCUUUUCAUUUUCUCUAAUGAGAUAUUUUUGUGGAGAUAUGCACCAUACUCUUAAUCACUAUAGAAUAUAGAAUAUAACAAAUAUGAAGUAAUUAAGAACAUAUAAUAUGUGAACUCCUGUAUCGAAAUCAUGAAAGGGUCCUAGCCUUUUAUAAAAAAAAAAAAUCAUAUAUGAAAGGGCUCGAAGAGAAAAAAUAGUUUGCAAGAAAAGUUUGGAGUAUGUCUGUUUCUCCAUCGAAAACCUCAAUAGAUCUUCUUGAAAAUCUACAAAACAAAAUAACCAAAAUAAACAAUUUUACAUAACCGAGUAUAUUCUAUUAUAACCUCAAUCGUUCUUCUUGAAAAUCUACAAAACAAAAUAACCAAAAUAAACAAUUUUACAUAACCGACUAUAUUCUAUUUUCUCUCAUUCAAUAUGUAACAUAUUUUAGAACUUUUUGUUAUUUCACAAUAUUCCUAUAAGUUAUAUUUAUAUAUUUAGAUAAUUUUAAUUUUAUCAAAAUGGUGUAACUAAUUAAAUUUAAUCUAUUUUAUUUAUAAUUGCAAAAAUUAAAUUUAAAUUAUAUUUUCAAUGAUAUUUUUUUAAAAAAAAAUCAUAUAUUAUAUAUGAAUGAAACAAAUCAGCCAAACCCAUUUAGCACUCUCGUGUAAAUGAUGUUUUCUGGCAUGCUGACAUAUCAGAAAUAUGAUAAUUUAUUUACUAAUCUGGAGGUUUGUGGAGAGAAUAAAACCAACUUUGUAUAUAGAUAAUUAAGACUGAUAAAUAUUUAGAUAGUAUGAUGUGGGGUUAGUUAUCUAAAUUAUGCAGAACAAAAACAUUUUAUUGUUUUAAUCCAAAUUGUUCAUAGCGAGUCUGAUGGCUCAAAACCAAAAAAAAAAAAUGUCACAAAAUAUUUAGAUAAUCUGAUGUAGAUGACUGUUAAUCCUGUUGACUGGCUGGCAUUUAUUUGGAAUUCAACAUAUUUCAUAUUUUUGGAUCAAGAAAUGUGCGUGCAGAUUCUCUUGAUAAGCAGACAAAAAAUAGUGUUUUCUUUUCUCAUGUAAAUCAGAUUCGAUGGGAGCGAACGUUUUCUAUAACGACUCAAUAUGUUGACUACCAUUUGAUCCUAUUGAAUGGGCGCAGACCAAAAAGGGGUAAAAGAUGUAAAUAGGAGUAGCAUCCCUCUAGAUUCUCUCUUCUCGUUUUGUUUGAAUAGAUGAAAAUAUGAUUGAUCAAGUUAUAUAUUCAAAUUGUGUUUACAGUCUCUUUCUAGUGUAGUUGAUAUUCAAUAUCAACAUUUUCAUUAAUAUCACGGGGCAUAGAUUAAUUUCUUAACAAGGGAUAUUUAUGAGUAUAGUAAGGAUAUUUAUGAGUAUAGUAGGGAUAUUAACUUAACUUGUAAUUUCUUAAGAAGGGAUAUUUGUCUUUGAUUUAUCAACAAAAUGGCUAAGCUUAUCUUCUCUUAAAAAAGAACAACUAAUUUGAUUGGUGAUUGAUUGAUAAACAAUAAUAAAUUUUAUUUAAUAUUAUUUAAAACAUUUGGCAAUUUAUUCUCAGUGACUACAUACAAAAAGAAAAUUAAAAAUUUCUGAUAUAAAAAAUGAAAAAAAUGAAAUGAAAGUUUAUGUAUCAAUAAUUUUACAAAAUUUUAACCUAAUUGGUAUAAAAUCUGAUGAACAAUAAAUUCAUCAUAAUUUAUUCUAAUAGCCACCACCACUUAAAGCUUUUAUCUUUCUACAUUUUGUGUAAGUUUCCCGCUAUAGAUUCUUAUUAAAUCACGAAUUCUUUUGUUGGCUGUUUAAGAACUUUUACAUAUACUUCAUCUUCUGUCUAUUUUUGUUCCUUUUCCGUCUAGAUUGUUUUUAUGGCUGUCAUUUUUCAGUAUUGAGUGAAAUUUUAUUUCUCUUAAGGCUUUCCUAGGCACAAGUUCAAAAGUAAAGGAUUGUUUUACAUGAAAAUAUAGAUGCUAUUUUCUAUUUACUUCUAUAAAUUUAGAAAUGACAUUUUUAUAGAAUACAUGAAAAUAUAGAUGAUAUGAAAGCACUAUAUAUAUUAUUUCUUUUGAUCAAAACAAGCUUAUAUUAAGCUCGAUGUUUAUUCUACUCGAGAGCAGAAGAACUUAGGUGAUACAACGCUGAUUUCGCUAAACUUGGAAUGAAAAAAAAAAGAGAUAGAGGUGAAAGACUGAGCCAACAGAUGAAAUCUAGCAGUUGUUUCUCCCUCAUAUUAUAUCACGAAUUCUUUUGUUGGCUGCUUAAGAACUUUUACGUAUACUUCAUCUUCUUAUUUUUAAAGCAAAAAGAAAAAGUUUAUUUACCGUGAUAUAAUAUGAGGGAGAAACAACUGCUAGUUGCCCGAGGAAAAGCAGAGCCUCAUGUGAUAGACACAUGACCUAGGAAACUAAAAGAAGAGGGGAUAUACACAUGACAUACUUUUAGUUUAAAAUUACAUAAUUUAUGUUAUUCACAUAAAUCUAUGUCAGAUUUAAUAAGUAACGUUACACUUUGCAAGAUCCAGAAAGAUGAAGGAACUCGUAUAGACUUUUAAAUUACCAAUGGACAGUUCAUUUAACAAUGAUAUAUGUAAUAUUAUUAUGAAUGAUAUGUAUAAGUUUUAAGAGCUUUUGUGUGUGUCUGUGUGUGAGGUUUUACAAAUAAUAUAUUUGCUGAAGUAUUCAAAUAAAGAUGCAAACUGUAUAUAUAUGGAAAAUGACUUUAUAUUUGAUUAUUCGAUGGGAUAAAAGAAAGAAAAGAAACCAGUUUGUUGUGGAUGAAACGAAGGAAUGCCAUUUCAUGUAGAGAAGAACAUAGAAGAAACCUCAUAAAGAAAAAAGUGUUGACUCAACAGACAAAAAAAUAUAGCAAAAAGGGUAAAUACAGUCAUAGAAUUGGUAUAUAUACUAUAUACUACUAAGCUUGUAUUAUUGGAUUGUUUAGGAAAACAAGAGAAGGAAGUGGUGGGUGACGGAAGGGAUCGUCGUGUCAGAAAAGAAAGAAGGAAGAAGGCGUCACGGGUUUGCCUUGAAAGCCACUUUUUCUUUCUUAAUUUAGUUUAUUUUAAUUUCAGACACUCAGACACAUAUUCCCUCCGUCUGCUCAUCAAUCGAGGUUGCUAACUUCCAAAAACAUAUUUUUACAUUUUUUUUUUUGAACACGAUACAUAUUUUUACAUUUUACUCACUUUUUUGCUUAAAAUUUCUUUAUUUUUCAGCCCAUUCGCUCUGAUCCAAAAUUAAAAAAUAUUUAAAUUAAUUUAAGUAUCAUUGAUCUUUAAAAUAGCUUAAGCUAAUCCUUAAAAUAAGAUAUAACUUAAUUUUUUUUUCUGAAUAUACAAAUAGACCGAAAACAAAGAUUCAUAUCUAGAAAUAUUAUUUUAUGAAUAAGCAAAUAGACCCAAAACAAAAAUAUGUAUCCACAUGAUUGUUGAGAAGCAAUAUGACUUAAUUUUACAGAGUAAUAAAUUGAAUGUAAAAUAUAUUGACAUCCCUAUUUAGAGUAAUUUAAUUUAAUAUAAAUUAAAGUAUCUUUUACAAUUUUUAUCGUCACUUUUUAUAAAAAAGAAUUAAAGUAAAUAUUUAUUAAUAUUUCCCAAAAGGUUAUCACUACAAAAAGUUACAAGUAAAAAUUUGGUAAAAUACUGAAAUUAGCAGUUCCAACAUUUCGAACUACAAAUAGACCGAAUUAUUUCCAACAACUGAAAUUAGCAGUUCCAAAAAUAUGGUGGUUCAUUUCGUUUACAAUUAUUUUACGUUUACAUGAAAUAUUUUAUUGUAUUUUGUUUAAAAAUAACCAAACAUGUUAACGGUUUUUUUGUCAGCAACAUAACAGACUCAUACAUAUUCUGUAAAACAAACUAAUAGCUCCAUAUCCAUAUGGACAACAAACGACGGUUGUUAAUGGUUAUUUGUAUCGAAUAUUUUGUGAAAUUUACAAAUACACAUAUUCUAAUUAGUCUAAUUAACUUUCCUUACUUACCGGGCAGGAGCACAUCAGAUUUAGAGAAAUGAUAUCCUUUACCUUUUUCAAAUUUAUUUCUUUGAUAACACUUUUAAUUUCUUCAGGCUCAUUCCAAAUUGUUUUGGCCAUGAACAAUGGAGAGGAUGCAUAAUGCUUUCCAAAAUAUGAAUUAAUUUUAUAUAGUCCAAAGUUUCUAUUUUGAAUAUUUCCAACACCUUUUAUAAUGCAUUCAUGUUAUGGCCGGAUUUGUUUUAAAAAAAGGCAGAUAUGAUGUUUGGAAACAAGAUAUAUUGUAAAAUAAAUUGUAUAUGUCUCCAAUUUUUUUUAACCACUAAAGCUUAAAUGUUUGAAAGUUGUUACUUCAAAUCUCAGCUGAACAGUGUUAAUAUUCAAGUUAAAUCCGAUUCAAUUUCAAGUUUGAUCUUAAUUUCGAUCUAAAUUUAUUGAUCAGUCAACCGCAACACGAAAAAUUAAGAACACUAGACAAAUGUUUACCAUACUUUAUUUUUUACAUGUCUAGAGAGGGAACAAAACUCUCAUCAUCCAUUAUUGAUCAAUUUGAUACAUUAGUUAACUCAUAUACUGUUUCUUUCAGGUGUUACCUGUCUGAAGAGCUUAGUAGAGAAGGUUACAACAGUGAAGACGACAGCAACAUCGCGUACUCAACCAAUGAUACUUUGUCAACCGGAACAAAUGUUCGUAUCCUAUCCACCAAUAGAAAGCUAUCAAUCUCACGAGCUAUUGAUCGCACCAGAUCUCUCUCUUUCUCUCUCUCUCUCUUAAUUUGUUUUUUCUGUUUGCUAUGUUUUCUCUCUCUCUCUCUACACAUGAAUAAGACGAUGGAUGUUAAAACUGUUAGAGCAUCUUACUCUUAUCAGAUGACCUGGGCCAUUCUAACCGACUCAGCCAAAGCUUCUUUUCUGGUCUUCCUCUAAUAGCCAUUAGAGCCUCUGCAUUUGAUCUUGACCUACUUGUGAGGCUUUUCUCAUUUAGUUCAAUUUUUUUAGCUUAAGUUGAUGUAGUAACAUCCUUUACCGUCAAGGUUUCUUUCCCGUUUUUAUACUUCAGCGUGUGUACCAACGAAUGAUAUUGAGGAGCAAUACUUGUGAGGAUUUGAAUGGCUUGAUGUUGAGGCUAGUCAGAUCAUCAGUUAGCUUUGGAUUUUCUUUAAUACUCUUACUCUCCACCAUUUUAUAUCUUGCAAGACUUUUGUUUCAAUUAUAUGCGAUUUGGUAGUGUUUGGGUUUGAUAAUCUUCCUCUAGAGCUUUCUAAAACCCUAAAGUUGUUGUUAUUUUCAUGACCUUCCUCAAGACCAUGUUGAUCAAGCAAGAGCAUAUCAGUUUCCUUGUGCUAGUAGAGAAAUUUGGCCAUGCAUGAGGAUCCCUAAGCAUUGCGAUUAAGUUCUUGCAGUCCAUUCUAAAGGUUCGAUAGGUAGAAUGACAUGGCAUACUUUCCAUUUUCCGACCAAGUUCUUCUAGUUCUGAAUGCAGAGAGGACUCCCUUCUUUGAUUUCUUGAACCCAAAAGUUGGAUUUGUCCAAACGCGUAUUUCCAAAUCCAUCCACAACCACUAAAUUCCGAUGUAGAAGUCCAAGAACCAUAUACCAACCAUAUAUUCUACAAGCAUACAACUUAUGAAUUAAUAAUACCUGGUGACUGAGCCUCUAAAAUAGUUGUUGCAUGUGCCAAGAACCAAGCAUUACAUUAUCCUUCCACAUGUCUAAUCAGCUCUAGUGGUUGUCUGCCAAUUCCUCUAAAUAAUUUAUUAUUUAGUGUUUUCCAAAGACACAAAUUAUCCAUAGCUAAUGAUCUCUAUCAAAACCGGAUCCUCAAUGUUGUUUCCGGCAAGAAGAGAUAGUCCAUAUUAGUGUAGACACUCAAGACUGGAACAUGUUUGGAGUGUGCUUGAUAAGGCCCAUACUUCUAAAACUAGAGGACAUUCAAAAAUAGGAUGAGUCACAUAUUCAUCAGGUUCUCCACAUCUAGGACACUGAUUAUCACAUCAAAUAUGACAACGUGCCAGAUUCUUUGUUAUCGCUACAUGAUCUGUUACCAUUUGACAUAUAAAAUUUUGCAUAUUCAGAGGAGCAUUAAUUUUCCAAACGAAGGUUUGAAGCUUAGUGAUACUAGGCUCUAACUAUACUACCUCAGUUUCAUGAUUUAGGAUAUUUCUAGUAACUAAGUAUCUAGACUUAACAAUAUAUUGAUCACUAUUCAUAUAGCUCCAACAAUACAUAUUUCGAUGUGUAAUUUGGCAUAUGGCCAAGCUCUGUAUUAGUGGUAUGUUCUCAUUCUCCAACGAAGGUUUGAAGCUUAGUGAUACUAGGCUCUAACUAUACUAUUUCAGUUUCAUGCUUAAGGAUAUUUCUAGUGACUACAUAUCCAAACUUAACAAUAUAUUGAUCAUUAUUCAUAUAGCUCUAACAAUACAUUUUUCGAUGUGUAAUUUGGCUUAUGGCCAAGCUCCGUAUUAGUGGUAUGUUCUCUGGCACAACAAAAUUCUCCAGCAUUUCCACAUCUCAUUCCUUUGAAUCAUCUAAUAAGUGUGAACAUUUGUAGUAAUUGACAUGAUUCUCCUACAUAUAAUUUUGUCAAUAUACCAACUAAGACAAUCUCUAAUGUACUUUUCUCUGUAGAAAAUAAAUUAUUUUCUCUCAAUUCAUUUAAUUUUACUUUUAUAUUAAAAAGAUAUUUAAAAAAUAUUUUUAUGUUUUAUCCAUAACACAUUUAUAUAAAAUUUAAAAUAAUGUUAUUUAUUUAAUUUUUUUUCAUCAAUUAGGAUACUUAUCAAAACUAAGCAUAUACUAUAUAAAUAUUUAUAUUUCAGGGUGCAUAAAAAUAUAUAACACUGAAUUUUGUUUAUAAAAUUUACAGUUUGAUUCUAUAUAUUUGAUUUUUCACAAAAUUUUAUGAAUUAUGAUAUUGUAUAUUAAGUAUUUAUUAUAUUAAACAUUACAUUACAAAACGACAUGGUCAAGCGGAACAAACACUAAUCUAAAAAAAUGACAUGGUCAACAACACGAUCAACAAGCUCCUCCAUCUACCUAAUUUGGAUAAUAUUUUAACAAAUUAGGUGAAUCUUUAAACAAUUUACCAGAAUAUUAAGUAAUUACUCUCUAUGGUUUUAAUUUUAGGUUAUGUUGCUUAUUUUUAAAUUUAGUACUUAUUUUCUUUCGCUAAUCUUAUAAAAACUAUAUGCUUCAAGUGUUUCAUUUUUUUUUUACUUCAAAUGUGAUAAAUAAAUUAUAUGUUAUAAAACUGUUACACAAAAGUGAUAGGACUUCAAACGUAUAUAUACUGUGUUGGAUGUAAUUAUGUAUCGUUUACAUAAUUAAAUAAUGUAAAUAAGAAAUAAAAAGAUUAAAAACUAAAAGAACUAAAAUAUAAAUAAAAAUUCCUCUCGAAAAUAAAGUAAAAAAAAAUGAGUUACUCUAUACAUAUAGAUUAAAUUUAUCCACUACUUCUACGGUAGAAUUGGAAAAAAAAUAUUUUAUAAUAAAAUGUAUGAUAUAAAAUAGAGUAGGAUUAGAGAUGUUUUUAUUCAUAUACUUUUUUCAUCUCAAAUUUUGUAGCCAUUAUAAUUAUUUUUUUCUGGACAUGCUAAAGUAAAUACACGAGUCUUCCAAUUUCAUAUAUAGCAGGAGAGAUAUUCCUAAACUAUUACAAAUAUAUAAAUGAAAAUAUUUAAAGCAAAAAAAAAGUUAGUAUUUAGUAGUUACACACGCGGGGCAACACACGAUAACCUCCAAAUAAAUAUAAAGCCGAAAACCGAAGAAUUGCUCACUCACUAUACACAGUCUUAGAAAACAAACACGAUUGUCUCUUUCUCUCUCCUCUCUUUCUGUAUCUCAUCCCUUUCAGUAAUGGCGAUGAUGGUGGAGAAUAGCUAUGGUUACGGUAGUGGAGGCACCGGAGAAAGGAUACAGUUAAUGGUGGAAGGUCAAGGCAAGGCGGUUCCUGCGCCGUUUCUGACUAAGACGUACCAGCUUGUCGAUGAUCCAGCGACGGAUCAUGUCGUUUCUUGGGGAGACGAUGACACUACUUUCAUCGUUUGGCGUCCACCGGAGUUUGCUCGUGAUCUUCUUCCUAAGUACUUUAAACACAACAACUUUUCUAGCUUCGUUCGUCAGCUCAAUACUUAUGGUUUCAGAAAGAUUGUUCCAGACAGAUGGGAGUUCGCUAACGAGUUUUUCAAGAGAGGAGAAAAGCAUUUACUCUGCGAGAUCCACCGGAGAAAAACAUCUCAGAUGAUACCAAACCAACACUCUCCGUUCAUUACUCACCAUCCUCCGCCGCAGAUUCCAUUCUCCGGCGGCGCUUCUUUCUUCCCUUUACCACCGCGUGUCGACGCCGCCGCCGCUUCAAUGGACGAGCGUUACUGGUGCGAAUCUCCGCCGCCGAGACCACGAGCCAUACCCACUACCGUGGAUGCGCAAGUCACCGCUUUAACCGAAGACAACGAGAGAUUACGACGGAGCAACACGGUCCUAAUGUCAGAGCUUGCUCAUAUGAAGAAACUAUACAACGACAUUAUCUACUUUGUUCAGAAUCAUGUCAAGCCUGUUGCUCCAAGUAACUCUUACUUACCAUCUUUCCUACAGAAACAGCAACAACCUCCUCCUCCGCUCGAUUAUUACAAUAAUGCCACUGUCCCUAAUCACUCUCCUCCUACUUCUCAAAGCUCCAUUAGUGUUCUUGAAAAUGAGACUAAUUACAAGGAGAAUAAUACGAGGAAGACAAAGCUUUUUGGAGUUUCAUUGCCUUCUACCAAGAAAAGAUCACAUCAUUUUUCACAUCAAAGUAGCAAAACUCGACUGGUGUUGGAUAAUUCAGACCUUGGAUUGAAUCUCAUGACUGCUUCUACCCGUUAAAAGUCUUUUUUCUUUUCUUUUUUUCGUUUAUCUCGUUAAGAAUCAGCAUUAUUAUAGCACUUCUACUAGUGUACGUUUACGAUGGACUUCGAUCUAGUUUACAAAAAAAAAAAAAGGACUUCAAUCUUACUUUUUUGAUUCCCUGAUUAA